Molecule: messenger RNA, 3315 nt
Organism: Heterobasidion irregulare TC 32-1
Lineage: Eukaryota; Fungi; Basidiomycota; Agaricomycetes; Russulales; Bondarzewiaceae
Product: receptor-activated Ca2+ cation channel
Exons: 21
Coding region: 1-3315 (1104 amino acids)
Source: RefSeq, a predicted model, not a curated record
AUGCACGAGACAGCCUCAGUGCCAAUAGGUCAAAUCGCUGCCAUGGAUCCCGAACAACAGGACGCACCAUUCCUCGCUCAUACACAGGAAUACCUGUCCUCUGUCAAGGUCUUUCCCCUUAUCUAUCAUUUGAAGAAAGACGUCACUAAAGACAUAGAUAGCGCUCUGAGCUGGGAGCAGCUGACCGCAUCUGAUAUCAACUUUGCGAUCGUUCGUCCUCUCGUCUUCAAGUACGCCCGUUUGAAAAACCCUGCUAUUGUCUACGCAUGUCUGGUAGUGCGUUCCCACUUCCUUUCGGCUGCCGAAGAUGACCUGGCAUAUUCCGGCGUGAGCCUUUCGCGGGCUAGUCUCUGUGAGAUCUUGGCCAUGAAGCUGGUCAGCCACUUCGCAAGCAACCGGUUGCAGCUGGUUUCCGUGUUGACCACAGGUUGGAGCCCGCUAGCGGGCGCGCCGAACGAUGUUGUCAGCGAGGUCCAAAUCUUGCUAGGUGAGGCCGAGGAUAUCGACGAUCCUCAAUCCGCUCUUGAAAUGGCUAUAGCGACGCGCGCCAAGGCGUUCGUGUCUUCGCCCAUCGUUCAGACCGUAGUCAACGACAUUUACGCAGGUCAUGUGGUAUAUUCCGUAGCUGCAAAUAGGUCCAUCGUAGCAGACAACUACAAACAACGUGCGAUCGAAAUUUACGACAGUCGGAAUGCUUCUUGGCUCAAUCACUAUCGUCUGCGCGUCCCGAAAUAUGGUGCUAUCCUCGAAUUUCUCAACUUCGCGCUACUUUUCGUUACCUUCGUUCUGUGCCUCUCACAUCAAGGCGUGGAUACUUUGCAUCCUUUUGAGAUCGUUUUUGUGUUGUUCGCAGCCGCAUUCACGUUGGAAGAAUAUACUGCCUCGAAGGAGCAUGGUUGGGAAAUCUACAUCGCCAAUAUGUGGAAUGUUUUUGACACAUCCUUCGUACUUAUAUUUUUGCUUUUUGUCGUCAUGAGAAUUCGGGGCUUGGUGUUUGAUAAUCAAUCUUCGUCCGAGCUGGGGUUCGAUAUCCUGGCUUGUGGUGCAUGCAUCCUUUUCCCUCGGCUAGCUUUUUUCCUAGUAUCGAACAAUGUCGUUGUUCUCGCUCUCCGCGGUAUGAUUGCAGAGUUUAUCUUCUUCAUGGGCAUUGCCGCGAUCUGCUUCUCCGGCUUGCUCUUUACACUCUGGACGCUCUCACCACCAGACAGUCACUGGACUGUCAAGUCUAUCGCGUGGCUCAUGGUGCAGAUCUGGUUUGGCAACACAUAUCUAUCGUUUGGUCAAGCGGCGUCGUUCCAUCCAUUCUUUGGUCCAAUUUUGAUGACAGGCUUUGCGGCAUUGAGUAACACAUUGCUUCUGACCAUCUUGAUCUCCAUCUUGUCGAAUACCUUUGCGAGGAUUGACGCUAAUGCCAAUCAGGAGUAUUUGUUUCAAUUCACGAUCACGACGCUUGAAGGUGUAAAAUCCGACGCCCUUUUCAGCUACCAGCCCCCAUUCAACCUACUAGCUUUUGUCAUUCUUUGGCCGGCGAGUUUCUUUUUGUCACCGCGGUCUCUGCAUUCUGCCAAUGUAUUCUUGACCCGCUUGACCUCUUUUCCUAUAUUGAUCGUAAUCGCGCUCUAUGAGCGAUAUCUCUACGCACCCCACUCUUCUGUGUUGGAAACUACCCAAGCAGCGGCUCAAUCAAUGUACAAUUCCCUUCCUAGGGUAUUCAAGGCCAUACCGAUCCUUGAAGCCAUCAUGAGGACCAAUGCGGAUGAUAUUUAUGAAGCCAUCUUCGAUGUACACAUGGAUCUUGCCGAGGAAGACGUUGGUCUAUUCUCUGAUCAAGAAGAUGACCAUGACGGCUUGCGCAGUUGGACAAGCAGGGAGAACGGCGCGAAGGGCACACAUACACCUCCAACGUCAGGGGGAGGCACGAUCCCUACAAUUCAUACGCCGGACCAUGCAGGGGCUGGGAGAGGUCGUCGUCCUGCGAGUCUCCCACGGCCGGGAGCACAGUCGCCUCAGGGCUCUCCUCGCGCGCGCAAGCGAAGCUUGCAGCCCAGACCUUCGCUGUCCGGGCCGCUGCGUUCUGGCGCAGCCGAGGUGCCUACCCUAGGCCCUCGAAGCCCGCUCUCACGCCUAUUCGGGAGACGUGCAGGGGAGUCUGAUUUCGCCGCUGCAGGUGGAGUGGAUAAGCUCGAUAAGGUUGAAGAGGGCGUCAAAAGGGUACAGGAGCUGUUGGAAGAUGCGCGAGGGUUGCCGGUGGCUCAGUUGAAGCAAGAGAUGAAGGAAUUGCAGGAGCGGCAGGCAAGAAUUGAAGGACUGUUGAUGAUGCUGACACGCGGGAUGAGGAAUGAGAGAGGAUUGGAUAAUAUCCACGACACCGUCCGCGAAGACAUUGCUGCAUUGAACCCUAUCAAUCUUUCUCGCACCCCUAGUACUUCCGGUCAAAGCAUCAACGGGAAAGGCAACGGUGCAGCUUCUCUGAAAUCCCUGAAGUCCAAGCUUUCUCUUCCGGAGAUAACGCAUACACCUGACAUCGUCACUCCCGUCACUUCAGUCGUGCCAACUCCCGCCAUCCCGACGCCUGACAUCACUAGUCAACCUGAACGCUUCAGCAAGCUCCCUCGAGAACUUCAGCUCCCAAAACUUGCUGCCAUGCAAGGACAGGACUCGGCGAAUCUCCAUGCACCCUCAACUCCUCCCUACGGGUUUCCCCCCAACCUCAGAAUGCCCGAAAUACCUCUUCCAGAUCCGCGUAUUCUUUUUGAGCACGACAAGCCCAAGGAAACUAGAGUCUCCAAUUUUGCCGAUCAAUUCAAGGAAUUUUUCGACCGCAUUCGAUGGCUCCUCUUCCUUCCCUUAAGCUGGUUCUUCACGUUUUCUCAUGCGGCGGUUUCUAUUGCCAUCCAGAUUUGGACCUUCCCUGCGUGGCUCGCAAUUGACAUCUACGAGCGGAAACUCCGUACCCAAUUUCUUUGGUUGCCCUCGGUGUGGGGGUCCUUGUAUGCCUUGUUCCCCAACGGGAUCUAUUUCCCCAAACUUCCUCUUCCUGACCUUUUUGGCAACGCUUUGUUUGGACGGCCAGAUGGUAACAUUCCGAGCAUGGAAAUCGACUUGGCUUCGAUUAGGAGUGGCGGCAAUGUGUUUACUUCGGCUGCUAGUGCGUUGAAUGGAAACGCUGCCGGCGCCGGACAUAUGCAGGAGCAAAUGAAGCAACUGGAGAGUGUCCUGCAAGGCGUCAAGGAAAUGCCUGUUCAAGGGCUCCAUGGAGGUAUCAAGGAACUUCAGGCGAGUUUUGUGUCGUUUGGAAUGCCAUUCAUCUGUUGA